Nothobranchius furzeri (turquoise killifish) is the source of this 8360-nucleotide messenger RNA. It is a transcript of the gene map2, whose product is annotated as microtubule-associated protein 2. The record is from RefSeq and is a predicted model, not a curated record. Gene Ontology annotation, cellular component: neuron projection. Gene Ontology annotation, biological process: neuron projection development; microtubule cytoskeleton organization. Gene Ontology annotation, molecular function: microtubule binding. NCBI's taxonomy places the organism in Eukaryota, Metazoa, Chordata, Actinopteri, Cyprinodontiformes, Nothobranchiidae.
CUGUUUUUCUUUACAAUCUCCAAUGUGUAAAUGUCCAACAAACUACAGAAAGAGGAAAAUAAAUCACUGCUUCGGUCUAUCUGCGCAUAUAGUACACGCAUUACGGUAAGUGUAAGCUGCGGCGUCUGGCUGUCAGACGGAGCCGGAGAUGUACUGGAAGACACUGCACCGAACAGGUUUCGGAUGUUACUAUUUCCUCUGAGCCACAGACACAAUUUCAUCUAGUGAGGAACAACUGGGACUAUAUCUCUGUUGGCAUUUAGCACUCAUCUGAAAGUCUUGACAAGAGCCUUGUGAUAUUUGUGGAGACUUCAAAUAUUUUGGAUUCCACUCGACCGAUCAUCCAAAGUCCCUCACCACCUAUAUAGAAGUCAAGACCCUAGCCAUUUUCAAUCUCGCUAGCUGCUAGCUAGCAUGGCAGACAGUCGACAGCCAGAAGAGGACACCCCGCAGUGGGACCCAUCAGGGGGACAAGAACCAGGUGGCACCCUUGGAGCUAAUGGCUACUCAUCCUCGGCCUACAGAACCUGCCAGCCUGGCGGAGCCCACGUGGCUGCAGGUCCUUACACUGGAAGGGAGAAUGGCUUUAAUGGGGAUCUAACUAGAGCUCAUGCUAUAACUGCAGAGCAAGUGUCUGCACGGAUUGUGCAAGAAGUGACGGCAGAGGCAGUGGCAGUACUUAAGGGGGAACAGGAAACUCAGCGGCUGCCGUCAGUCGAAGAUACCACCAAUUUGCCUCCCUCCCCUCCCCCUUCACCUGCAGCUGAGCACUUUGAUCCUUUGGAGCAAGAUGUAGGGGAUGAGGAGGAAGCGGGCCCUCUCCGCCGCUUCCAAAAUUCUCGGGAGAGGUGCAAGUUCCUCGCCCCCUCCAUCUCAGUUUCCAUGCCCGAGGACGACCCCUACCACUCCGACGAGGAGUACUAUGAGCACCCAUUGUUCAGCCCUGAGUGGACGCACUCGGGCGCUCGCCCCACUGGGCACGCCGUGGCCUUUAGACAGAUUGAAGAAGAGACCAUGGAGGCUCUUACAGCUGAAUACGAGGAGGAGGAGGUGGAAGAGGAUGAUGAGGAGGAGAGUGCAGAGGCAGCAGAAUCCGAGGCAGCUCUUGAUGAGCAGCAGUGGAGUGGGGACGAGCCCGAGCUGGACAGCCCCCAAGCUGAACCUUUAGAUCAGACAGAAGCCAUAGACGAGGCCCAGGAUGUAGACCUGGGGCAGUCUGAGGCAGUUAGUGCUGCUGCAGAAAGCUCUAUGGACAGAGAGGAGGAGGAAGCAGAGGGUGAGGAAAGCCAUGAGACAGCUUUGAAGAUGGACUCAGACAAGCACGACAGUGGGUCCAUCAGCCCCGACAGCAUUGGAUCAGAGAAACGUCCAGAAGAGUUUUUUGAGCCUCAGGUGCAAAGUUUCUUCGCUGGGGAACGAGUUGUGCCAGAGAGUCCAACCAUGGAAAUGCCAUCCUUCGUACCUCCAGAUAUUCAAAAUCAAGCCAAAGACUCAUCCAAACCUGUGACACUUCAGCCCACAUACGGAGAACCAAUCACCGUGUCGGAAAAACAGCCAUCAGUGGAGGUGGUGGAGUUCAGCAGCAUUGGUGCUCCCUCUGAUUUUUCUUCAAUCGUGGUCAAAGGUCAAGAGGAAGACUCGACAACAGAUACCAGAGAUAGAUCUGGCAUGUCUGCGUAUUUUGAAACAUCAGCUAUGGAGGUUGAUGAAAGUUCCCAUUGUAAAGGGGAGGGAUAUUACGAACUUAGUCGAGCCGGAGAAAACAAAAGUACAGGCGAUUCCAAGUCUCAGGAGAUCAGUUACAGCACAUUAGCUGAAGUUAAGGAGAAAACUGAAAUAACUACGUGUUCUGUAACAGACACUCCACCAUUCACGGUUCCUGACAGAAGUAAUGAAUGCAGACUUUCCCCGGGUAAACUGGCUUUAGAGCAGAGGAGUUACUCACUCAACAUCACCAUUGGAGCAACAGAUCAGACGGGGCAAGGUCGACCCAGGACCUUUUCCCCACUUGCUACAGACAUCAUGUCAUAUACAAGUGGAAGUCUAGAUGAGUCAGCCGACUACCAUCCAGUUACUACGCCCUCUGCAGAUAAAACUCCAUCAUUCCCGCCGCUUAUCCUGGAGACUGCAGCCUCUGUGACUUCUGAUUCCUCAUCUCCUCCACGGACUGCUGAGCCCACCACCAAUACCAGCCCUGAACCAGAUUCUCCAGAAUCACCUCAGCCACCUAAACUCUCUGACAAAAAUGGCACUGUGAUGGCGCAAGACUUGCCAGAGUUGCUUGACCUGGCUGGUGCCCGCUCCAGACUAGCUUCAGACAAUGCAGAGCCAGACACGGGGCGAAGAAAAUCAUUCCAAGCUGAUGUUCCUUUCCUCAUCGAUGACCCUCUGGCCAACCUAACUUCAGGAGAACUGAGUCCUGGGGUUAGAAAGAGUGAAAGCCAAUCAGAAGAGAUGGGCUAUUGUGUUUUUAGUGAAUAUUCAGGGCCCAUGCCAUCCCCUGCAGAUGUACUCAGCCCUAUAAAUGUCCCUGCACAAGCCUUUACCCAUUCUGUCUUGGAGGAGAAAGUUGCUGAGCAGGCAAGAAAAUUAGCAGUGAGGGACUCGUCUCUGGAAGACAAAAUCCCGACAUUGGGAAUCAGCGAUGUUGACCAGAGGCAAGAGGAGAGAAAAGAUUCUGCUGAUGAGCAGAACAAAAAUCUUGUAAACGAUCCACUGAUAAAAUUAGGAACGGAAAUAAUUGUUGCUCAGCCAAAUGAGUCCUUUGUGACACCAAUGGUGACUGUGACUCUAGAAGAAGAAGGCGAUAGGUCAAUAGGUGAGAUGGAACGACAAGCUAGUGGUGAAGCAUCUGCAUCGGAAACUGAAAUAGCGGACUAUGAAAGGCAGAUCCGCAAAUUAGAGAUGGAGGACAGGCCUUUGAGUCUGGAAGAGGAACGAGAACUGCAGGAGCUCAGAGAAAAGGUGAAGCUGGUACACCAAGAGGCCUAUGAGGAGGUGGAUGCAGAGGAUGUUUACCAGCUCACUGGCAUGGCUAAGGACAGGAUUGCCAGACCAGUAAAAACUUCCCCUACUUCAUCAGUGGAGAGCAAUAUAGAAGAUGACAAGCUCCUCUCACCGGUACUCUCGCCCUCCAAACUCAAACAAAGAGAAGUGUAUGGUUCCCCCAAAAGAUCUGUUUCACCUGUGUUAGGAAUAAGCAAAGAUGAAAAGAAGGAGUCAGAAAGAAAGACGAAGGAGGAACAAGAAAGGGAAGCAGCCGAGAAAGUAAAGGAGGAAGAAAGGAAAAAGAGGGAAGAAGCAGAAAUGCUGGAAAAGGAAAUAAAAGAUAAAGAAGAGAAUGAGCGAAGAGAGAAAGAAGAGGCAGAGAGGAUACUGAAGGAAGAAAGAGAAAAGAAGGAUCGGGAGAUGAGAGAGAGUUUGGAAAAAGAGAAAAUAGAGAAAGAGCUUAAAGAGAAGGAGAGAGAGCGGAAAGAGCAGGAGGAAAAAGAAACAAAGGAGAAAGAAGAAAAGGAGAAGAAAGAGAAAGAAGAGAUGGAGAGGAAAUUAAGAGAAGAGAAAGAAGAGAUGGAGAGGAAAUUAAGGGAAGAGAAAGAAGAGAUGGAGAGGAAAUUAAGGGAAGAGAAAGAAGAGACGGAGAGGAAAUUAAGGGAAGAGAAAGAAGAGACAGAGAGGAAAUUAAGGGAAGAGAAAGAAGAGAUGGAGAGGAAAUUAAGGGAAGAGAAAGAAGAGAUGGAGAGGAAGUUAAGGGAAGUAAAAGAGAAAGAAGAGAUAGAGAGGAAACAAAGAGAAGAAAGAGAAAAAGAGCAAGAAGAGAGAGAAAGGAGGGAAAGAUUAGAAAGAGAAAGAGUAGAGCAGGAACUGAAGAAGACGGAAAAAGAAAAUGAAGAGAGGGAAAAAAUAGAAAUGGAACUUAAAGUGAAGCAAGAGCAAGAGGAAAUGGCCGUGAAGAACGAUGUCGUUCCAAAUCAGGUAGUAGAAGCAAGCCUGCAAAAAGAAGCUUCCAAAGAUUGUUCUGAAGAUGAUGAUAUAAGCUCAAAGAGUAAUGAUGAUGUGAUGAAGAAGGAAGGUGCAGAGGUGCCAAAAGAGAUACCAGAAACCCGGGCUGCCAUUGAGUCAGUGGUCAUGGUUGAAGACGAUUUCAUCACUGUGGUCCAGACGAUCGACGAAGCUGAAGAACCAGGACACAGUGUCCGAUUCUCUGCUCUGCCUGAAGCAGAAGCUCUUGGUGUUGCCACUCAGAAGGAAGAAGAAGAGGAAGAGGAUGACGAGUCUAUUGAGUUGGCCCAGGAAGCAGACAUGGAGGACGCUAGUCUAGAGGAAAUCGGUGACGUUCCCGAAACACCAGCAUCCCCAAGAAGGGAGGCUCGGACUGUUGAUACAGAAGGACCCACAGAAAGCUAUGACAGAGAUGAAACCACAGUAGACGACUCCAUCCUGGACAGCUCUUGGGUGGACACACAAGAUGAUGAUCAGAGUAUGGCAACAGAGCAUACUGAGCCCUUACCAAAGGCGUUUAGUCCAGUCAAGAAGCCGCAGGUGGUCCAGAACAAACAACGGAUGACAGAAAAACAAGACAAGCCUGUUAAACCCAAGACCAAAGGAGUGCGAAAUAAAGGACGGAUCUCCACACCUGAACGCAAACCUGUUUGCAAAGAACCCACCUAUAUACCCCGGGAAGAGAUCAAGAAGAAAAAAGCUCUCAUAAAGAAGGCGGAGCUUACCAAAAAAGUAGAGACUCAGACUCUUUCUCCGUCCAAGAGGAUUUUCAUGAAGCCAGCAGUGCGCCAGACACGUCCCACCCAGCAUCAUUCCUGCCCCAGAAGGAGACCCACAGAAGCUCUACCAGACGGCCGUCAGCCUCUCAGUAUUGCCAGACAGUCUCGUGACAGAGCAUCUGAUGGUGGUUCACGGAGCCCAGCUAAGACAUCAUCUGUACCGCGUCAUGCUUCCUACCUGAGUCGCCGUGGUUACCACGAACACGAGGACAGUUCUACUUCUAUCACUAGCUCUGGCUCCACGGCGCCCCGCAGACCCACAUCAUUUCGCCCUGAGAUGAGAGCAGAGCAUCGGAUAGGACGAGCCCCUAGUAUGACAGUUACAGAAUCGAUACGCUCCCGUUCAGCUCGCAGUGGCCACUCCACUCCUCGCACCCCAGGCUCCACAGCCAUCACACCAGGAUCACCUCCCAGCUACUCAUCAUCUUCCAGGACCCCUGGGACCCCACGCUCUCUCAGUUUGAUUUCCCAAGAGAGGAAGGUGGCAGUGAUCCGCACCCCUCCCAAGUCGCCUGCGACUACCCCCAAGCAAAUCCGCAUCAUCAACCAGCCGCUUCCCGACUUCAAGAAUGUGAAGUCCAAGAUCGGCUCCACGGAAAACAUCAAGUAUCAGCCUAAAGGAGGACAGGUGCAAAUACAGAACAAGAAGAUAGACUUGAGCCAUGUGACCUCCAAGUGCGGUUCUCUGGACAACAUCCAUCAUCGGCCAGGAGGUGGUUAUGUACGAAUAGAGAGCGUAAAGCUGGGCUUCAAAGACAAAGCACAAGCCAAGGUGGGUUCACUGGAUAAUGCUCAUCACAUUCCUCGUGGAGGUCAACUCAUGAUCGAGAGCCACAGGUUGACAUUUCGGGAGCAAGCCAAGGCCCGGGUGGACCACGGAGCAGACAUCAUUAUCCAGUCUCCGGGUUUGUCCGGCUCGGAGUCUCCUCACCACCUCCGGGAAAGCCACCUAUCAUCCUCUGGCAGUCUCAACACGACGGAAUCCCCGCAGUUAGCAACCUUGGCGGAGGAUGUCACUGCGGCCCUCGCCAAGCAGGACUUGUGAACACUGGAUCUCUGCAUCCCAGACGUCCUCAUUGCCAUCUGUCCAAACUUUUUUACCCCAACCUGCCAUUAUGAGGCAGAAUGGUCACUACUGCUGAGUUGAACCACGGCCUUGAAACACCUUUACUCCAAGAACAACCCCCAAACUCUUACAUAGAGACUAGAGUUAGAAGUUACUGUAUUUUUGGUCCUCUUUAUCCUGUUUGCUGUCUAUUUUCAACCCUAAACAUGUGCUUUUUAGAUUACUUUUGUGGAUAUUUCUUUAAAAAAAAAAGUUACAUAUAGUAGACUGAGUGCUGGUUUUAGUUAUAAACAAGCUAUCCACAAAUAGGUGCAGAUCAAACAUUGACUCUGCCGCUCUUAGGUCAGUGUUAGGUCAGUUAGUCAUUUAUUUUCUACUUUAAACAACAAAAGAACCCAUGAGUACACCAAGCCGCACCUUUUAUUUAUACUCCGUAAAUGUGCAUGGUUGCCAGAUCCCCUAACACAACAAGCAUCCAUACUGCAAGUCAUUAUCGUCAUUUGAUAUAUUUAACAAAAAUAUACAGAAAUAUACAGAGAUGUGUAUAAAAAAACACACGUUCACUGUCACCAGGGGCGGACUGGAGAAUCACAGAUUCACAGAACGGCCGGUACUCCAGGACGGCCGGUGGGCCGGCCCACCACUCUCCAUGCACGCUUUCAACCCAAAGCUCUUUCACGCUCCAGCACUCUAGGUGGCAGCACUGCACCUCUAAGUUGGAUGCCAGCUACAUUGGCUGCGGCCACCAGACAAGGAGAAGAAGCUGAAGCAGAGAGGAGAGGAGACAAAGGCAGUGGAUAAAAAACGAUUCAAAACCCGGCCGCUAGUAAAAAAAGAAAAGAAAAGGGUGGGACUGAGAAGGCAAGAUAAAAAAAAUUGCGAGCAUUAGAUGCUGAAGCCUCUAAAUGUCACAAAUUGACAUAUUUAGCAGCACAGCCAGCAGCAGCACCUCGCAGCAGGUUCACAGCAGUGAAGAAGUCGGGCAGAUAGCGACACAGCAACAUGCCAGCAGUAAUGAGGGACAGAAAGAAGCGGUGCUUCCACAGGCAGAUCUAGGGGAAGUAAGUAUGGAAUGUAAGAGGAGAAACCUUUGCGAGGAUCGAUGUUAGGAAUUCAUGUUUAGGUUGCAAUUUUAUUUUAUGAUAACAGCUAAAUUUCAACAUUUUAGCUGUAAAAGGCCACAUGCAGUGGGUAAUAAGAAAUAUGUUGUGGUUUUACGUAAAAAGGUUGGUAGUAGUAUUACAUUUAAUGCUCACAAACUUUGAAAAUCUUAACUACAGAAGUUACAUUUGUAAUGCUGCAUUUGCAUUUAGAUGUGGUAUUAUUUGUGCAGUAAGAAGAUCAAUUACUGCAUAAAUUAUUAAGCUUAUCAGUAAUACAUCUUUUAAUACAACAUUUAGUCAACAGUAGCGCUGAUGCUAUAAUUUUGAUGCUUUGACCACAUAUUUUUGCUGCCGAAUUUCCACGCGCCAAUUACUUUGGGCCGGGCCAGGUCAAAGUCCAGGGCUGUUUUUAGUUCCAGUCCGUCCCUGACUGUCACCAUCCAGUCCCCAACCCAUUUUAAAAGAAAUGACAAUAAUGGCUAUAAAAUAUAACUAAAACAGCAUUUAUGCAAGAACGACGUCAUAUACCGACAAGCAUGUUUAGAUUCAACUAUUAAAAAGAGGUUCUUUUGUAUUUAAACAAACUGAUUUUAGUAAUUUAUUUCCUCAUUUACUGGAUAAAGAUGAACAAGUUCAUGUUUUGUAGUUAAUAGUUGUUUACAGUGUAAUGCUUGGUGACAAUGUUCGAGACUAAUUUUGGUGUUGAAUGCAUCUCAGUCCCGUCGAAGAGCCUUACUCAUGUGAGCCUGCUCAGCUGUUCUAUAUAAAAGCCUGUUUCCAUGUCAGAAAAACGCAAAAUUCUGGAGCUCAUUCCACAAACUCCCAUCCUACAAGGAAACCUUUAAGGGGAACUCGUUGCUAAAUGAAUGAAGACAGACGUUGAUCCAUGAGGGGUGGCUAACGUUGCAUUCAUCGAGGUCGAUGCCCGAGCCGCAGAGGAAGAUGCCACACCUUGGUACCUGGUAUUUAGCAGAAGAUGACUCCACAAUCUGUGUGUGUAUGAAUGUGUGUGUGCAUUUGGUACAGAGUUGUUUUAGGAGGGUGCUACUGUGUCUGGAUGUUUGUUGCAAUGUUUAGGAUGAAGCAAUUCUAAAAUAUACUUUUAAAAAAGCCUUAAAAAAUUCAAAACGACACUUGAUGAAGACUCCUGUUGUAUCUGUUAGGAAGACGUGUUUGGGUGAUCUAGUUUCUUUUUCAGACAAUACCUGUCCCCAACUGCAACAAUUUGUUUGCUUCUGUGUUUUUUCUGCAUUCGCCCCUCCUCUGAUCUAUGUGUGCCUCUCUCCCACUUCCUGCUUCACUCUCGCAAAUCUUAUCGUAUUUAAAAGGUCAAGUAGAUGUAUGCAGUUUUUUCUCCUGUUGAUAUGACACCAGUUACAAUAAUUACUGACAAUAAAAACAACAAAAAAGUGA